CUUCAUCCAAGUAUUGAUAUUAAUUGCUAGGUCAAUGUUUUGAUUUUAAUGUAUUUGAAUCAUCGGAAAAGUAGACUCUGACAAUCAAUUAACUGUCAGGAUAUACGUGAAUUCUGAUUGUAUCUUAAAAAUAAACCUGAAAUGCGAGGGACGUAUUUUAAAAUUAAAAGUACUAAUAUUUUUUAUCUAAAAUAGGGAAUUUAUCUUCAACAUAUUAGGACUGAAAGUGGAGCCAAUGUAACAUUGCGUGGAAAAGGGUCAGGAUAUAUCGAACCGACGUCAGGAAGGGAGGCGUUCGAACCUCUUCACAUUCAUUUAACGCAUCCUAAAACAGAAGGAUUACAAGCUGCUAAAACACUUGCUUUAAAUCUAGUUGAAACAAUUUAUACAGAGUUUGUUCAGUGGCAACAACAGCAGCAGCAACAGCAAGUAGCUGCUCAGUCUUUAACACAACCUGCAAUUGGUUAUCAAAUUGUUCCUUCUAAUAUAGCAGUAAGCACUGCCAACGUACCUGUCUCACAAACAGUAUCAUCUAGUAUUCCUAUUUCAGCAGUUUUCUCUCAAGGAAUGACUCUACCUGUUGCAUCUCUUCCUAACAUUAUUCAAACAUCUAUUAGCCUUCCAGUUUAUACAGGUUCAUCAAUAGCUCCCAUUCCUCAAGUUUUAAAUACAACACCAGGUAUUAUAGCUUCUGAAGGUCACGGAACAAUUGCAUAUCCGGCAGCCUAUCUAACAAGUCCGUUACCCGCCGCAUCCGUAACACCCACAUCAGCUCUUCUGACAUCACCAGUGUUCACUUCUACAGUUACCUCUAAUGCAGUUUCUGUGCCUUUAGUGGUUAGUCAACAAAUACCGGUUCUCUCGCAAGCUGCUCUUUAUACUCAGUUUUCGUCGGAUGUUGCAGUUUCUCAAGCUAAUGUUGGAAGCAUAGCUCCCGCUAUUAUAAAUAAUAUUUCACCAAUUACUUACCAAUAUCCCGUGAAUGCGGUAGCACCAAUAACUCAGAAUCCAACCACCGUCUACUCUGUGCCAUCUCUUCCUACUUCACCAUCUAUCAUGUCGACAGUGACAACAUCUCUUCCUCCAUCAGUCAUCAGUACUGCUUAUCCUCAUCUUCAGUACCAAUAUUCAAAAGUCGAACUGCAUAAAAGAAAGUUUCAAGAAGAUCCAAAUUCCAACAAGCAACAAUGUGAUCAGAAUAAAUUAGUUAUUUCAGCAAGCUUACAGGAUUCAACUUUGAAUCCAUCUAUACAUAUGUUGAAUAAAUCAUCAUCUAGGAAAUCUUUGGAACCGGGCAGUGACAGAGAAUUGAUGCCACCUCCUCCUUUACUACCUUUAGUGAAAGAUCCUUCAGCUGAGAAUACACAAAAAGAUGAUGAUUUAUUGGAACCGCCUAAAAAGAGGCUUGCCGGAGCACUUGGAGGCCUUGUUGCGUACGGUUCCGAAGAUUCCGACGACGAAAAUAACUCCAUUGGGAGCCCCGUUCCCAUGAAACGGAAAUCGAACGACAUGCCAAAAGUGUCGAGGAAAAAUUUUAACUCUCAUAAUAACAAAUAUGCUGUAUAAAGAAAUAAUGUACAAAUGUUAAAAUGGGUUCAAAGAACUUCCUAUAAAUUGUUUCCUUUGUAGAGAGAUGUUUAAAAUACUUGUUCAGUGACAUAAGAUUGUUUUUAGUCUAUAAAACACAUUUUACUUCUCAGGAAGACACCUUUUUAGCAUAAAGUUAUCAUGCUAAUCAAUUAAAAGUUAUUUACUUCUUAUUAAAAUGACCACAGGUAACGAGGCAGAAUUUUAUUAAAUUAAUUUCCAUCCCCAUUCUAGCGAUAUUAAUUCCUUUUUCGAUCUCCCCCACAGUCAAAUUUCUUACACAGAAAAUUUAAAAAAAAAAUUGUCUUAAAAUUAUAAAUUGUUUCCAUUUCAUCAGAUGCUCUCAGAAGGAAUUCGACAAAAUAGCUUUUAAUUUUAAGAUCCUAAAUGAUAAUAAAAAUAUAUAUUUUUAAUAUUUGUGUGAUGUUAUCUUAACAUUUAAACUUCCAUACUUUUAAGAUAUUUCUUUUGUGGAGAAUAACUGUAAGGUAAGAACAGCAAUAUAAAGUAUACAAAGGUAAUAUAUUUACUUUAAAU
Messenger RNA from Centruroides sculpturatus (bark scorpion), 2124 nucleotides. RefSeq lists its product as uncharacterized. Bases 568 to 1566 code for a protein of 332 amino acids. NCBI's taxonomy places the organism in Eukaryota, Metazoa, Arthropoda, Arachnida, Scorpiones, Buthidae. The record is from RefSeq and is a predicted model, not a curated record. The transcript has 9 exons.